Molecule: messenger RNA, 3226 nt
Organism: Cinclus cinclus
Lineage: Eukaryota; Metazoa; Chordata; Aves; Passeriformes; Cinclidae
Gene: BICD1
Product: BICD cargo adaptor 1
Exons: 9
Coding region: 1-2961 (986 amino acids)
Biological process (GO): protein localization to organelle; positive regulation of receptor-mediated endocytosis; regulation of microtubule cytoskeleton organization
Cellular component (GO): cytosol; Golgi apparatus
Molecular function (GO): dynactin binding; dynein complex binding; dynein intermediate chain binding
Source: RefSeq, a predicted model, not a curated record
AUGGCUGCGGAGGAGGUGCUGCAGGGCGCAGACCACUACAAGAGCGAGAUCGAGCGGCUGACCAGGGAGCUCUCCGAGACGACCCACGAGAAGAUCCAGGCGGCGGAGUAUGGGCUGGUGGUGCUGGAGGAGAAGCUCACCCUCAAGCAGCAGUACGAUGAGCUGGAGGCGGAGUAUGACGGCCUCAAGCAGGAGCUGGAGCAGCUGAAGGAGGCUUUUGGACAGUCCUUCUCUGUGCACCGCAAAGUGGCCGAAGAUGGGGAAACGCGGGAGGAGACUCUUCUCCAGGAGUCUGCAUCCAAGGAAGCCUAUUACCUUGGCAAGAUUUUGGAGAUGCAGAAUGAGCUCAAGCAGAGCAGGGCUGUGGUCACCAACGUUCAGGCAGAGAAUGAGAGGCUCACUGCUAUUGUCCAGGACUUGAAAGAGAAUAAUGAAAUGGUGGAACUGCAGAGGAUACGGAUGAAAGAUGAGAUUCGAGAGUACAAGUUUCGAGAGGCUAGACUGCUGCAGGACUACACUGAGCUGGAAGAAGAAAACAUCACUUUACAGAAACUGGUGUCCACAUUGAAACAGAACCAAGUUGAAUAUGAAGGCUUAAAGCAUGAAAUUAAACGAUUUGAGGAGGAGACAGUGUUGCUUAAUAGCCAGCUAGAAGAUGCCAUCCGGCUGAAGGAGAUUGCUGAGCAUCAGCUGGAGGAAGCUCUGGAAACGUUAAAAAAUGAAAGAGAGCAAAAGAACAAUCUGAGAAAGGAACUGUCCCAGUAUAUCAACCUCAAUGAUAGUAUGUAUAAUAACCAUAUUAAUAUAUCAGUAGAUGGGUUGAAGUUUUCAGAGGACGGGGGUGAGCCCAACAAUGAUGACAAAAUGAACGGACACAUCCACGGGCCUCUUGUGAAGCUCAAUGGCGACUACAGAACUCCCACGAGUAGGAAAGGAGAAUCUCUGCACCCCGUCUCUGACCUCUUCAGUGAGCUCAACAUAUCAGAGAUACAGAAACUGAAGCAGCAGCUCAUGCAGGUGGAGCGAGAGAAGGCCAUUCUCCUGGCCAACCUGCAGGAGUCUCAGACACAGCUGGAGCACACCAAGGGAGCCCUGACAGAGCAGCACGAACGCGUGCACAGGCUCACGGAGCACGUCAAUGCCAUGAGGGGCCUGCAGAGCAACAAGGAGCUGAAAGUUGAGCUUGACUGUGAGAAGGGCCGAGAUUCCGGCGAGGAAGCACACGACUAUGAAGUGGACAUCAAUGGCUUGGAGAUCCUGGAAUGUAAAUACAAGGUAGCUGUUACUGAGGUGAUAGACCUUAAAGCAGAAAUCAAAGCCUUAAAGGAGAAAUAUAAUAAGUAUGUGGAAAACUACACCGAAGAGAAGGCCAAGUAUGAGAGCAGAAUCCAGACGUAUGAUGAGCAGGUGACAAGCCUGGAGAAAUCGACCAAGGAAAGCCAUGAAAAAAUGGUCCACAUGGAAAAGGAGUUACAAAGGAUGACAAGCAUAGCAAACGAAAACCACAACACCCUUAACACUGCCCAGGAUGAGCUGGUGACUUUCAGUGAGGAGCUGGCUCAGCUGUACCACCACGUCUGCCUGUGCAACAACGAGACGCCGAACCGGGUCAUGUUGGACUAUUACAGGCAGAGCAGAGUCACUCGCAGCGGGAGCCUGAAGGGGCCGGACGACCCUCGAGGUCUCCUUUCCCCACGACUUGCCAGGCGGGGGGUGGCAUCGCCCGUAGAAGCCAGGACCCCGACCGAGCAGGCGACGAAAGAGACCGCAGAGCCCGGCAAGGAACAGAGCCCGACAAAAACACCUUCCAUUUCUCCUGUCAUCACAGCCCCUCCUUCCUCCCCCGUCUCUGACACCAGUGACAUCCGCAAAGAGCCUAUGAACAUCUACAACCUCAAUGCCAUAAUAAGGGACCAAAUCAAGCACUUGCAGAAGGCUGUGGACCGGUCGCUGCAGCUGUCGCGCCAGCGGGCCGCGGCCCGCGAGCUGGCGCCCAUGAUCGACAAAGACAAGGAGGCCUUAAUGGAGGAGAUCCUGAAGCUGAAGUCGCUCCUGAGUACGAAGCGAGAGCAGAUCGCGACCUUGAGAGCCGUGCUGAAAGCCAACAAGCAGACAGCUGAAGUGGCACUGGCCAAUUUGAAGAACAAAUACGAAAAUGAAAAAGCAAUGGUGACUGAGACCAUGACCAAACUACGGAAUGAACUAAAGGCUCUGAAGGAAGAUGCAGCAACCUUCUCAUCCUUGAGAGCAAUGUUUGCAACCAGGUGUGAUGAGUACGUCACACAGCUGGACGAGAUGCAGAGGCAGCUGGCGGCUGCGGAGGAUGAGAAGAAGACCCUGAACUCUCUGCUGCGCAUGGCUAUCCAGCAAAAACUUGCCCUGACCCAGCGCCUGGAGGAUUUAGAGUUCGACCACGAGCAAUCCCGACGCAGCAAAGGCAAGCUGGGAAAGAGCAAGAUCGGCAGCCCUAAAGUAAGUGAGGAGGCAUCAGCCACCGUGCCAAGCAUAGACACUUUCCUCCUGCAUAGUCAGGGCCCACAGCAGCCAAACUUACUGGUCAGCAGUGGCACUCAGAGGAAAAGACUAUUCUCACCUUCCCUUUGUGAUCAGAGCCAUCCCAGGACUUCAGGGACCUACCUCCAGAAAUUAUUAAGAGCCCCCCCUCAUCCCGCCUCCACAGAAUCAUAUCUUCUGAGGGGCCCCCCUUCCAUGAGUGAAUUCAUCCAUGGGCACCGUCUCAGCAAGGAAAAAAGGUUAACCGUGGCCAUACCAGUCCUAAUGCUCUUCCAGAAGAGCAGCCACAUUCCAGCUCUCAGUGUGCCCCUCUCAACUGUCUCUCUAAGCCUCCUCCUUACCCCUAAUCUUCAUAUGCAACGUAAGAGAAAAUGCAAACAGAGUGGAGCUCAUGCAACAAAGGUUGGGGUUGUUCCCAGCAAGCGGGCAGACAAUCCUGCCUUGUAGCUGCAUUGGCAAGUCUGGAUUCAUAUCCCCUGCUCUGGCAACUGAGGGAAGGUUGAGAAGAAGAACACAAAGCACAGAGCCCAACCUAUCAAGAAGACUUUUUAUGGUUCCUCUGAUUGUACUGAAAUUGUGCUAUCACAACUGAAGUUUAGUGAAAUUUAAAAUAUCAACAAAAAUAUUCCUCCCAGAUGCUUGGCUUUGCCUCUGAAAGGAAAAGAGACUUAAGCCAAUGUUAAAAAAAAAAAAAAAGUUACAAAAAUUGUAC